Molecule: messenger RNA, 3567 nt
Organism: Leopardus geoffroyi (Geoffroy's cat)
Lineage: Eukaryota; Metazoa; Chordata; Mammalia; Carnivora; Felidae
Gene: ESRP2
Product: epithelial splicing regulatory protein 2
Exons: 15
Coding region: 239-2419 (726 amino acids)
Cellular component (GO): ribonucleoprotein complex
Molecular function (GO): RNA binding
Source: RefSeq, a predicted model, not a curated record
CGUGGCCAGCGGGGAGGACAGGUAACUCGCCCAGAGAGGGCGGGGGCCAGUAGCCGCCCCGCCCCUCGGGGAGCCGCGGGCGGGUCUCAGCAGCGCCCACUGCGCCAGCCGGGCUGCAGGUGCCGCCCCCGACACACGGUGUCCCGCCCAAACUGAUUCGUGUCUGCCGUCGGCCGGUGCGUGCGUGCACCUCGUCGGUCCGCGUGUGUCUGGCCGAGCUCCCCCUUCCUCUGCGGCCAUGACUCCGCCGCCUCCCCAGCCACCGCCCCCGGGCUCGAACCCCGCCUCAGACUCCGCCACCGACCCCCGCCCAGGACCUGGACCCCUAGUGGUACUGUUCGGAGCCACGGCCGGUGCGAUGGGGCCGGACCUGGGCUCCGACGAGACCGACUUAAUCCUCCUAGUCUGGCAAGUGGUGGAGCCGAGGAGCCGUCAGGUGGGGACGUUGCACAAGUCAUUGGUUCGCGCUGAGGCGGCCGCACUGAGUCCGCAGUGCCGCGAGGCGAGCGGCCUGAGCGCCGACAGCUUGGCGCGGGCCGAACCGCUGGACAAGGUGCUGCAGCAGUUCUCACAGCUGGUGAGCGGGGAUGUGGCUCUGCUGGGCGGGGGCCCCUACAUGCUAUGCACUGAUGGGCAGCAGCUGCUGCGACAGGUCCUGCACCCUGAGGCCUCCAGGAAGAACCUGGUGCUCCCCGACACCUUCUUCUCCUUCUACGACCUCCGCAGAGAAUUCCAUGUGCAGCACCCAAGUGCCUGCCCUGCCAGGGAGCUCACCGUGGCCACCAUGGCACAGGACCUGGGGCUGGAGACAGAUGCCACAGAGGAUGACUUUGGGGUCUGGGAAGUGAAGACAAUGGUAGCUGUCAUCCUCCACCUGCUCGAAGGGCCCAGUGGUCAAUUGUUUUCGAAGGCAGAGGUGGUAAAGCAGAAAUAUGAGACAGGUCCUUGCUCUGAUUCUGUGCCCUGCCCCCACAGCAGCAAGGCCGAUGUGGUGGACAGUGAGACUGUAGUUCGGGCCCGUGGGCUGCCCUGGCAGUCAUCAGACCAGGACGUGGCUCGAUUCUUCAAAGGACUCAACAUUGCCAGGGGUGGUGUAGCACUCUGCCUCAACGCCCAGGGCCGCAGAAAUGGCGAGGCCCUCAUCCGGUUUGUGGACAGCGAGCAGCGGGACCUAGCGCUGCAGAGACACAAGCACCACAUGGGUGUCCGCUAUAUUGAGGUAUAUAAAGCAACAGGAGAAGAGUUUGUCAAGAUUGCAGGGGGCACAUCACUAGAGGUGGCUCGUUUCCUGUCACGGGAAGACCAAGUGAUUCUGCGGCUACGGGGACUGCCCUUCUCAGCUGGGCCGGCAGAUGUGCUAGGCUUUCUGGGGCCAGAGUGCCCGGUGACUGGGGGUGCUGAUGGGCUGCUCUUUGUGCGCCACCCUGACGGCCGGCCCACUGGUGAUGCCUUUGCCCUCUUUGCCUGUGAGGAGCUGGCACAGGCUGCGCUGCGCAGGCACAAGGGCAUACUGGGUAAGCGAUACAUUGAACUCUUCCGGAGCACUGCGGCCGAGGUGCAGCAGGUCCUCAACCGCUAUGCAUCCAGCCCACUCCUUCCUACACUCACUGCUCCACUGCUGCCCAUCCCCUUUCCACUGGCAGCUGGGACUGGGAGAGAUUGUGUACGCCUUCGAGGCCUGCCCUACACAGCCACCAUUGAAGACAUCCUUAGCUUUCUGGGGGAGGCAGCUGCUGACAUCCGGCCCCACGGUGUGCACAUGGUGCUCAAUCAGCAGGGCCGGCCGUCAGGUGAUGCUUUCAUCCAGAUGACAUCAGCAGAGCGGGCUUUAGCUGCUGCUCAGCGUUGCCAUAAGAAAGUGAUGAAGGAACGCUACGUGGAAGUGGUCCCCUGCUCCACAGAGGAGAUGAGCCGUGUGCUGAUGGGAGGCACCUUGGGCCGUAGUGGCUUGUCCCCUCCACCCUGCAAGCUGCCCUGCCUCUCACCACCCACCUACGCCACCUUCCAGGCCACCCCAACACUCAUUCCUACUGAGACGGCAGCUCUAUAUCCCUCUUCAGCACUGCUCCCGGCUGCUAGGGUGCCUGCUGCCCCCACCCCUGUUGCCUACUACCCAGGGCCAGCCACUCAACUGUACAUGAACUACACAGCUUACUACCCCAGCCCCCCAGUUUCCCCCACCACUGUGGGCUACCUCACCACGCCCCCUGCUGCCCUGGCCUCUGCUUCCACCUCAGUGUUGUCCCAGCCAGGAGCCCUGGUCCGUAUGCAGGGUGUCCCAUAUACCACUGGUAUGAAGGAUCUGCUCAGCAUCUUCCAGGCCUAUCAGUUAGCCCCUGAUGACUACACCAGUUUGAUGCCUGUUGGUGACCCGCCUCGCACUGUGCUACAGGCCCCCAAAGAGUGGGUGUGUUUGUAGGUGAGGGAGCCAGGAGGUAAGAGCUGGCUGAUGUCUAACAUGACUCUCUUGCAUCCAGAAAACCAGCACCCUCAACCAGGUGGCUUCUUUCUGGCUUGUCAAAGCUCUCAGAAAGCACCUAGAGGAGCUCAAGCCCUAGCUCCACCUCCCACUUAUUGCCCUGCCUGUUCACCCCAAAGAUGAUGGCUGGACCCUGCAUGUAGGACUGGGGGUGGAAUUGUUACCCUGCUCCCAACGGCCUGAUCUGGGCCUCCUGAGUAGCACCGAGAGCCUUUGGUCAGCUUUGGCCAUGGCCCAUACCCUCAGAUUCUGUGGGGCUGAUGUCCACAGCAGGCUUGUUUCCUUUUUAAAAAUGUAAGCCCUGGUGCCUUCAACGUAUGACUCCUGGGAACUUCUGAGUAAAGAUCCCAAUGUUCUACCUUCCCCUAUCCCUCCUAGUAGGGGGCAGGGAGGCAGAGAGUGCUGGCCCCAGCUCCCACGAUACUUGGACCUCAAUGGCCACAUUGUGCCAGGUGGUCCCAUCUAAGGGACCUCCAGCUUGGCACAAGCUUUGUGGCAAAAUCACAAGCUGUUUUGAUGGACUAUACUGCAAUAUCCCCAGAGGACACUAGGGGGCAGGAGGCCCUCACAAAAACUCAGGCUCAAAUUUUAAAGGGGACUUUCUGCCUACUUUUCAUGCACACCUUGGGCAGGCCAGUUGUCCUGAACUCAGCAGACACCGUGGAAUGUCCUUUGCACCCAUUAGAGGGUACAGAACUGAAGCUUCGGAAGGAAUUUGGAACUCUACUCACUCCUCCGUAAAAUAAACAAAGGUUCUAACCAAGUGGACUUUUUAAAAGCCAAAGUCUCCUUAGCUUUGGACCCCAGAGUGAGGGGCUCCACACCUGCCCCGGGCAGAGGAAAACUCAGGCAGAUUUCAAGGACACCGUUGACCGAUCACCAUUUAUUAUUUUAGCACUGUAACUGAGGAACCUGAAUUGCUGGCUCUUCUCUGUUAUUUGUGUAAGGAGCACUAUACUCCUACAAAAGAUUUUAAAAUACAAAAUAUGUAAGAAAACAAUCCCAAGUGCUGUAAACACAACUGAGAUCCAGUUCCUUAACUGAACAUUGCCCAUUUUAUAAAAUAUAAGGUUUCAAACUUUAGCUCA